AUCCUCAUCAUCCAUGGACCAAGCUCGCCAAGUCAUCUCCACAGCCUCGCUUUCAGGAAGGUCCUAAUCAUCCCAAGAUGCCAUGUCCGGCCGGAACCAUGUCCCCGGCUAUAUCUGUCUGAGUCUCGCUCUCUCCGCCGUCUUCGUCUCCGUCACGUCUCUCGCCAUGUUCUUGUACGGCUAUGUUGCGCCGGCACUGAUGCCUGCUCUGUUCGCCGCCGUGCAGGGCGUUGCUGUAGGUAAUUCGUCCAGUCUUGGUGUGGCGUGGUAUCCGCCGAACAAGACGUGGAUCAAUGACUUGGGGCGGGUUAUGGGUGAUGAAGGGACGAACGGGUUUGUGUUUAGCGGGAGUGAGCUGCCGGAGGGUGUGGAGUAUGGGACGUAUAACUGGUGCAAUAUGCCGCAUGUGCGGAAGGAGGAGUAUCCGGUUGCGAGCGCGGAGUAUGAGUUGCAGUAUGUCGAAGUGAUCCACCGCCACCACAAACGCACCCCCUACGCCGACAACACCUUCCCCGACGACCCAACCCCCUGGUCCUGCACCAACGAAGCCCUCUUCUCCUACGCCCAGCCCCUGAACCCCACUUCAAUCCCCUCCGCACAAACAUACUGGUCCCUCGACAAAUCCCCCAUCAACCCCUUCUCCCCGCGCAGCCCCAACAACAGCACCUGCCAAUUCCCCCAGAUCACCCGCGGCGGCCUCGAGGACUCCUACCAGCACGGCCUCGACCUCUGGGGCGUCUACGGCGACCUGCUCGGCUUCCUCCCUCCUGCUAAUGCUACCGAUGAUGAUGAUGCAGAGAGCAGCAGCAUAUCCGUCCGCGUCACGGCCAACGUAAUUACAUCCCAAGUCGCGGGCAUGCUCACGCGCAGCUUGAUUCCCUCUCUCCAUAACUCCACCAACUCCACCAACUCCACCAACUCCACCAACUCCACCCCCUACCCCCUCCUCCUCGCCCCCUCCGCAACAGACUCCCUCGAACCAACAUACCCCUGCCCCGCCGCAUCAUCCGCAUCCGCGUCCUACGCCAUCGGCAGCGCGCACCCGUCCUGGACACCGCAUCUCGCUGCUUCAGCCUCGCUAUUCGCUGCUCUGGACGCCGUGUCCGGUGUAUCGGCGGAUGACGCCGCGUGGCAUCGCUCCUGGGAUCAUUAUUUUGAUAAUCUCUCGGCGCGGACGUGUCAUGCGCGGGGAUUGCCUUGUCGGGGCGAAGAAAUCUGCACAACCCAAGCCCAAGCAAACACAAUCUUCCGCCUCGCCCAACUCGAAUACUCCUACAUCUACCGCGACGCGCCCGAAAGUCUACACGCCAGCGCCGCCUCGUUCGGGCUCUGGCUUGCUGAGCUGGCGCUGCAUAUCCGGGAGAGUGACGGUGCAAGCCGGCGGCGAAGGACUACUACUAGUAAUCGUCAAGCUGAGGGAGGGAGUAAUGUCAUAUACAGACAUAACGUCGCGCACGACGGCAGUAUAGCCCGUCUUCUGGCGCUGUUGCAGGUCGACGUCAUGGUUUGGCCUGGGAUGGGGAGUGAGGUUGUUUUUGAGGUUUAUGGGCGGCAGGAGGAUGGCACGGACAAGAGAUAUCUGCGCAUCCUCUGGGGCGGGCGGAUCUUCCGCAGCGCGCACCCGGCGCUCGGACGGGUGGAUAUGCUGGACGUGGAUGUGUUUCUGGGGUAUGUGGAUGGGCUUGUGGGG
This is a messenger RNA of Pseudovirgaria hyperparasitica, 1690 nucleotides long. Its product is annotated as phosphoglycerate mutase-like protein. The annotation marks the transcript as partial. NCBI's taxonomy places the organism in Eukaryota, Fungi, Ascomycota, Dothideomycetes, Acrospermales, Acrospermaceae. The transcript is spliced from 4 exons. Gene Ontology annotation, molecular function: phosphatase activity. The record is from RefSeq and is a predicted model, not a curated record. Gene Ontology annotation, biological process: dephosphorylation.